AUAAAUCCACCUCUGUAUAUUCCGUCAGUCCUUUGCUCCACGUAAAGCUGCAGUGUCUUCAAGUCCAGGCUACAAAGUAGCUUCGACUUCUUCUUCAGUCAUGGCUGACCAGGCUUUUGUGACGUUGGCUACCAAUGACAACUAUGCUCGGGGAGCCAUGGUUUUGGGCAAGUCCCUGCGCAACCACAAUACAUCCAAGAAGCUGGUGGUACUCAUUGGUCCACAAGUGUCAGAGCCUUGCCAGUCCGUGCUGAAGAGGAUCUAUGAUGAGGUGAGGGAGGUGGAUGUGCUGGACAGUGGCGACACAGCUCACCUGGCCAUGAUGAAGAGGCCUGAUCUGGGCUGCACCUUCACCAAACUCCACUGCUGGACCCUCACACAUUACUCUAAAUGUGUUUUCAUGGACGCAGACACACUGGUUCUUUCAAAUAUAGAUGAACUAUUUGACAGAGAAGAAUUGUCAGCUGCUCCUGACCCUGGGUGGCCCGACUGCUUCAACUCUGGUGUGUUUGUUUUUCAUCCUUCUAUGGAGACCUAUGACAAACUGCUUCAGUAUUGUACAGAACACGGCAGCUUUGAUGGAGGAGACCAAGGUGUUUUGAAUGGCUUCUUCAGCAACUGGGCAACAGCUGACAUAUCAAAACACCUUCCCUUCAUCUACAACCUCAGCAGCAUAGCCAUCUACACUUACCUUCCAGCAUUCAAACAAUAUGGUGGCAAUGCUAAGGUGGUCCAUUUCCUAGGGAAGACCAAGCCAUGGAGUUACACAUUUGACCCCAAAGCCAAACAGAUCACAGGGACUGUGCAUGAGGCCACUACACAUCCCAACUUCCUCCUGGACUGGUGGACCUUGUACUCCAGCGCUGUGGUGCCCAUGCUGCAUGAGCAAUAUGGAGACCAGCCGUUUCACUCCGGAUGUGUGGAGUUCCAGCAUAGUGAAAAGGUCACUCACACAGUGGUCACUUUUGAGAGUGAACAGGUUGUUGCGCAGGUUGAAAGCUUCUCUUCACAUGAACAAGUACCCGAACCCCAGCUGUCCUCAGAACAACGGAAAGAGAAAUGGGAGCAAGGUCAGGCAGACUACAUGGGAAUGGACUCAUUUGACAAUAUCAAGAAAAAGCUUGAUACCUUUCUCAAAUAAAGAAGGAAUGAAGUGGAAUAUCAACAGAGCACUUGCAGUUUAACAAACUCACGACAGGUCUUUCAAGAAACAGGUCGCAUUUUUCCUUCCUGUUUCUCAACUAGAAAUGAGUUGAGUCUCUCCCUCCACCAGCAAUUCCCUCUCCACACUCCAAAGACAGAGCCAUUUAAAUGGGGAAAUUAAGAGUUAAAUUUUAUCAUUGGCUUUAAUUGUCUGUGCAAGACUGUCAUUAUCCAGUGUACCACAGGUAUCUGUUCUGCUCCACUGAGAGGAAAGUCAGGAAAAAUUUAUUAUAACACGAAUUCACUUUUUGGAGUUACAUGGAUUAAAACUUAGCAUUUUUUCUUCUUAGUGCUCUUUUUGAAAAAGGUGAUGGUAACAAGAUUUGAACUGGGCCUUAUGUAACUGUUACUAAGCAUUGGAGUCACUUAUAUGUACAUUCUUAAUUUUUCCUUCUUUUUUUUUUACGAUACAGUCAUCUAGCAAUCUUCUGAGCAUUAAUAUUUUCUUUUCUCUGAAGUUUAUUUCUCUUGCUUUUGAGCUGAACAGCCACUGUUUAACAUAAAUAUAAAACAUGUUUACAGCACCUCUAAAUGCCAUAGACGGUCAUUUAGUUGCCAUACAUAUAGAUCCUCAGUGCCUUAGUGUCUUGCUCUCUCCACUGCCAUCAUCUUAUCUGUUCCUGGCUAGCAGCUUUUCAAUAUGUGAUUAGGUUUUUAACUUUCUUGCAUUUUACUUGACCAGGAUGUUGGCUGUACUACAAAAUCUUUCAUCUGGAAACAUUAAAAACAUGAAAAGUUG
Molecule: messenger RNA, 1942 nt
Organism: Seriola dumerili (greater amberjack)
Lineage: Eukaryota; Metazoa; Chordata; Actinopteri; Carangiformes; Carangidae
Product: glycogenin-1-like
Exons: 8
Coding region: 101-1141 (346 amino acids)
Cellular component (GO): cytoplasm
Molecular function (GO): glycosyltransferase activity
Source: RefSeq, a predicted model, not a curated record